UGUACCUCACGGAAUCCAGCUAGUUACUGCAUGCAUGCGCUCAACUGGCUGACUCGCCCGAAUGGUACACUUAGUUCUGAUUCCAUGCGGGCUCUCAGAUGGAUCUUCCCCAUGGUCCAGUCAGUCAUCAGAACCGCAGCGACAAGCCCAAUCUCAGGAAGCUCCGGCUCUGUUUAAAACCCCCGUCUAUUCCCCCUCGUGCGACCGUUUGGCCGAUCUCUUUUUCUCGAUUCCUUCCUUCCCAUUUCUUUUUCCUCCUCCCAGGGCAGCCAUUUCCCGUCCAAUGAACCUUCCUCCCUGACUGUUUCUCUCGUUGUGUGGUGUUGUUGUACUCUAGUCUCAACUUCACAAUUCCGCUUCAAUUGGAGUCUGCAAUACGAUCUGAACACCCGUGAAGAGAACAGGUCUGCUCUUUCAAGAUGGCGCGGAGCUACUUGGGCCUCACGGGAGGCAAGCUGCAAAUCGCUAUCAGUGUUAUUGCUGGUAUGGAUUUCUUGCUUUUCGGUUAUGACCAAGGUGUAACAGGCGGUCUCUUGACCCUCGACUCGUUUAUUAAAUACUUUCCAACCAUUGCGACCAACGGUGCAUACUACGACAGCUUGACGCGUGCUGAACAGAGCACGCAGUCCACUCGCCAAGGUGUCGUCGUUGCUGCGUACAACCUGGGAUGCUUUGCUGGAUCAAUUCCUACUAUCUGGAUCGGUAAUAUGCUUGGUCGACGCAAGACGAUCUUUGUUGGUUCGUUCAUCAUGUGCAUCGGGGCUCUACUGCAAUGUACCUCGUACGAUCUGGCGCAAUUCAUUGUUGGACGUUUGGUUACUGGCUUUGGAAACGGCAUGAACACGUCGACUGUGCCCACAUGGCAAUCGGAAUGUUGUAAAUCCAACCGUCGUGGCCAGCUGGUCAUGAUCGAAGGCGCCAUGAUCACCUGCGGCAUCACCAUCAGUUACUGGAUUGACUUCGGCUUGCUGUUUGCCGAUCCCAAUGAGGUCGCCUGGAGGUUCCCACUUGCCUUUCAGAUUUUCUUCGCCCUCAUCAUCCUAUUCUUUGUCCUUUCUCUUCCCGAAUCGCCCCGUUGGCUGAUUCUCAAGGGUCGUGAAGACGAAGCGAGGACUGUACUCCACUCUCUCCUGGGCGAUGGAGACGAGACCUUCAUUGAGACGGAAUUUACAGCCAUCAAGGCCACCGUCUUGGAGAUGGCCAAGGGCUCAUUCCGCGACAUGUUUACCAUGACCGAAGAUCGCCACUUCCACCGGGUGGUCUUAGCCUAUGUCAACCAGAUGUUCCAGCAGAUCUCGGGUAUCAAUUUGAUCACGUACUAUAUCCCUGUGGUUCUCGAAAAUCAACUAGGUAUGACCCUCGAAAAGUCUCGCUUAAUCGCGGCUUGCAACGGAACGGAAUACUUCCUUGCCUCGUGGGUGGCCGUGUUCACUAUCGAGCGAUUCGGCCGUCGGACUUUGAUGCUUUUCGGCGCGGCGGGAAUGUCGAUUUCCAUGGUCAUCCUGGCCGUGACUGCCAGCAUUGGCAGUGACGGAGCCAACAUCGCUUGCAUUGUCUUCCUGUUUGUGUUCAACACAUUCUUCGCCAUCGGCUGGCUGGGUAUGACCUGGCUGUAUCCGGCUGAAGUUGUACCGCUGAGGAUCCGUGCUCCAGCCAAUGCGCUGGCCACGUCAUCGAACUGGAUCUUCAACUUCUUGGUCGUUAUGAUCACGCCAGUCGCCUUUGACAACAUUGGCUACCAGACCUACAUUAUCUUUGCAGUCAUCAACGCCUUCAUCUUUCCGGUGGUCCUCUUCUUCUACCCAGAAACCGCCCGCCGAUCCCUGGAGGAGAUGGACCGCAUUUUCCGCAAGACGACUAACAUCUUUAAUGUGGUCAAAAUCGCCGAUGAGGAGCCUCAUAUGUACGGCAAGCGGGGUGAGCUCCUGCGUGCGCUGGACGAUGUAGAAGACGAAGCAGUGCGUCGGGCCAGUGUGCUGAGCCAUCAUGCGAAGGGCACGGAGAAGGACAGCGACGAAAAUACGAAUAGCGGCACUGUGUAAGCUUAUAAGGCUAUGGGAUGCGUUUUCCUUUCGACCCGAUCUCUGGAACGGAAAUGAUGUUAAUGACUGUUUGACGGGCUGCA
This is a messenger RNA of Aspergillus ibericus CBS 121593, 2125 nucleotides long. Its product is annotated as sugar porter family MFS transporter. The transcript has 4 exons. Gene Ontology annotation, cellular component: membrane. Lineage: Eukaryota; Fungi; Ascomycota; Eurotiomycetes; Eurotiales; Aspergillaceae. The record is from RefSeq and is a predicted model, not a curated record. Bases 420 to 2042 code for a protein of 540 amino acids. Gene Ontology annotation, molecular function: carbohydrate:proton symporter activity. Gene Ontology annotation, biological process: transmembrane transport; carbohydrate transport.